AAGAACCUCGAAAGCUCUUCAAAAUGUUGAGAGCUUCAAAUUUUCUGCGUAGAGUCUCAGCUAAAAACCCUAAACCCUUAAUUCCUCAAAGCUUCCGUCUUUAUCUUCCCCAGAGAAACAGAGAAAUUAGUGGUUUCACUGUUGAUACGUCUCGAUCGUACGAAUCUAGACCUGCUUCGAGUCCUAGCUUAUCGAUAUGGAGACGGAAGAAAGAAAUGAGCAAAGAAGGUUUAAUCGCUGCCAAGGAGCUCAAGCGUCUCCAAACCAAAUCUGUCCGACUCGAUCGAUACAUUUGUUCUCAUGUCUCUCGCCUCCUUAAAUCCGAUCUCGUUUCUGUUCUUGCCGAAUUUCAGAGACAAGACCAAGUUUUCCUCUCUAUGAAGCUCUAUGAAGUUGUGAGAAGAGAAAUAUGGUAUCGACCGGAUAUGUUCUUUUACAGAGACAUGCUUAUGAUGCUUGCAAGAAACAGGAAAGUGGAUGAGACCAAGAAAGUAUGGGAAGAUUUAAAGAGAGAAGGACUUUUGUUUGACCAACAUACUUUUGGAGACCUUGUUCGAGCGUUCUUGGAUAAUGAACUUCAAGUGGAAGCAAUGAGAUUGUACCAAGAGAUGAGAGAUUCUCCUGACCGGCCUUUGUCUCUACCCUUUCGGGUUAUUCUCAAAGGACUCGUUAGUUAUCCUGAGUUGAGAGAGAAAGUGAAAGAGGAUUUCUUGGAGCUUUUCCCUGGGAUGGUUGUGUAUGAUCCUCCUGAGGAUUUGUGCGAUGAAAGUGACGAAGAUGCUAGGACAGAUAGUGAUCUUGAAUAGAGAGUGUGACACAAUGACGACACGAACACAAUCCAGUACUAGGCUACAUAUCCUGGUCUUGCUUAGUUUGAUAAGUGCUCGAUUUGUACUUCUGUUUCUAAAAGUAAGAUCCAUCAUUUUCUUGGUGCACUUGUGCUUUGGCUCAAGGAGUGUUUGGUUAGAUAGAUUCAUCAUUCAUCCACCAUAACCAGAGAGAAUUGUUUGGUGUUGGUAAAAAUGUGUUUCUUAGAGAGGCCAAUAGAACCCGAUUAGGCCGGUUUAUAUGUAACUUGUCUUGUGUUUCUUCUUGCUUAUAGACCAGUUCACUAACUU
Molecule: messenger RNA, 1118 nt
Organism: Eutrema salsugineum
Lineage: Eukaryota; Viridiplantae; Streptophyta; Magnoliopsida; Brassicales; Brassicaceae
Product: pentatricopeptide repeat-containing protein At1g62350
Exons: 2
Coding region: 24-806 (260 amino acids)
Molecular function (GO): protein binding
Source: RefSeq, a predicted model, not a curated record